AUGAGUUGCAGCAGACAAAUAGCACCAACAAUGAGGCCAUGCAAGUCACUUCAAGUUACUCAAGGGAUAAAAUCUUGGUGUGCAGAAGAUACCUCUAGUAUCCCUGCUGGAUUCCCAACUGUAUCUACUCCUGUAAGGAUGUUACAAGCUUGCCUUGAUGAAACUGUUAGUGGUGUGUCUGUUGGCAGACAUGAGAUGCUUGAAGCCAUAUCUCACAUAGAUACAGACAUAGACAAGAUGACGGGAGGACAGCUUGUUGAAAAAUUAGCAGCGGUAAAUCUUAAUACUAGUGGUUCAGUGAAGAUGCUGAAGAGAAGACUGAAAAGUUACUAUAAACACCUAAGAGUUUCCCAGUACCAUCAAUUGCUGUCAGGUUCUGAAAAGAUGCAGUUUGAUUACCUUGUUGUUAUUGACUUUGAGGCAACUUGUGAUGAAUCUGAUGCCAGCUUUGUACAAGAGAUAAUUGAGUUUCCAGCUGUAUUGGUGGAUGUCAAAAAUCUAGCUGUGCACGGCAUUUUUCACAGUUUCUGCAAGCCCAGAGUGAAUCCACUACUGACAACUUUCUGCACAUCUCUGACAGACAUUGCACAGGCUAAAGUUGAUCAAGCCAAGGAUUUCACUGAAGUGUUGAGAGACUUUGAACAGUGGCUGCACCUGUACCAACUUGGCACAGUUUAUAACUUUGCUGUUGUCACUGAUGGGUCUUAUGACAUGGCAAAAUUUUUCAAACUUCAGCUGGAACUGUCUGGCAUUAGGCUUCCUUUGUGGGCUAGACAGUGGGUGAACAUACGCAAAGUUUAUAGUGCCUUUAACAGUUGUGGCAGCAUGAAUCUUCAGCAGAUGUUGAUUGCAGAUGGCAUGCAGUUUCAGGGUAGGCCUCACCGUGGCCUUGAUGAUACAAUCAACAUAGCAGCAGUAGCGUUGAAGUUGAUGCAUGAUGGUUGUGUUUUUACAUUCAAUGAGUAUUUCUGUUCUUUUGGCUUCAGCAUCAGUAUUUCAAGAGAAGCUGAAUCAUAA
Molecule: messenger RNA, 1017 nt
Organism: Candidula unifasciata
Lineage: Eukaryota; Metazoa; Mollusca; Gastropoda; Stylommatophora; Geomitridae
Source: the annotation of a GenBank genome assembly